Orycteropus afer afer is the source of this 450-nucleotide messenger RNA. RefSeq names its product lysozyme like 4 (gene LYZL4). Gene Ontology annotation, molecular function: lysozyme activity. Gene Ontology annotation, biological process: fusion of sperm to egg plasma membrane involved in single fertilization. NCBI's taxonomy places the organism in Eukaryota, Metazoa, Chordata, Mammalia, Tubulidentata, Orycteropodidae. Gene Ontology annotation, cellular component: sperm flagellum; acrosomal vesicle. The record is from RefSeq and is a predicted model, not a curated record.
AUGAAGGCACCUAUAAUUCUCUCUCUCAUUAGUUAUUUGAUGGUGCCAAGUGGUGCUCGGGUCUUAGGACGCUGCAAGGUGGCUAAGAAGCUCCAUGAAGGAGGGCUGAGUAACUUUGAGGGCUACAGUCUUGAAAACUGGGUGUGCCUGGCUUACUUUGAGAGCAAGUUCAACCCCACGGCUGUUUAUGACACCUUGCAUGGUGACUACACUGGCUACGGCCUCUUCCAGAUCCGGAACAAUGACUGGUGUGACCAUGGCAAGAACCGCUGCCACGUGUCAUGCUCUGCUCUACUGAAUCCAGAUUUAAAGAAGACAAUUGAAUGUGCUAAGAAAAUUGUAAAAGGAAAAGAUGGGAUGGGUGCAUGGCCUUCCUGGACCCUGAACUGCCAGAACUCUGACACUCUGUUACGGUGGUUAGAUGGAUGCAACCUGUAUCUGCCUUCAUAG